AUGCCAGGGGCCUGGGCGCAGCUGCUGCUGCUGGGCCUGAGGCUACAGCUCUCACUCGGUUUCAUCCCAGUUGAGGAGGAGGACCCAGUCUUCUGGAAUCAGAAGGCAGCCGAGGCCCUGCACACCGCCAAGAAGCUGCAGCCCAUCCAGACGGCCGCCAAGAACCUCAUUAUCUUCCUGGGGGAUGGGAUGGGGGUGCCCACGGUGACAGCCACAAGGAUCCUAAAAGGGCAGCUGAAUGGCCACCUGGGGCCUGAGACAUCCCUGGCCAUGGACCACUUCCCAUACCUGGCUCUGUCCAAGACAUACAACGUGGACAGGCAAGUGCCAGACAGCGCAGGCACGGCCACUGCCUACCUGUGUGGGGUCAAAGCCAACUACGGGACCAUCGGCCUGAGUGCGGCUGCCCGCUAUAACCAGUGCAACACGACCCGCGGCAAUGAGGUCAUGUCCGUUCUGAGCCGGGCCAAGAAAGCAGGGAAGUCCGUGGGGGUGGUGACCACCACUCGAGUGCAGCAUGCCUCACCAGCUGGCACAUAUGCACACACGGUGAACCGCAACUGGUACUCAGACACCGACAUGCCUGCCGAGGCGCUGAAUGAGGGCUGCCAGGACAUCGCCACACAGCUCAUCUCCAACACGGACAUUGACGUAAUCCUUGGAGGAGGCCGCAAGUACAUGUUUCCCACGGGGACCCCAGACCCUGAGUACCCAGACCAGAGUGGAGUUAGGGCAGACAACCGAAACCUGGUGCAGGAGUGGCUAGACAAGCACCAGGGUGCCCGCUACGUGUGGAACCGCACAGCGCUCAUCCAGGCAUCCCAGGACACCUCGGUUACACACCUCAUGGGCCUCUUUGAGCCAGCAGACAUGAAAUAUGAUGCAACCCGUGACACUAGCCAGGACCCCUCUCUGACGGACAUGACCGAGGCAGCCAUCCGCCUGCUGAGCAGGAACGCCCAGGGCUUCUACCUCUUUGUGGAGGGGGGCCGCAUCGACCACGGUCACCACGCAAGCAAUGCUUACAUGGCACUGACCGAAGCUGUCAUGUUUGACAUCGCCAUCGAGAGGGCGGGCCAGCUCACAAGCGAGAAGGACACACUGACCCUCGUCACCGCCGACCACUCCCACGUCUUCAGUUUCGGGGGCUACACACUGCGUGGGAGCUCCAUCUUGGGGCUGGCGAGCAGCAAGGCCUCAGACGGCAAGGCCUACACCUCCAUCCUGUACGGCAACGGGCCCGGCUACGCGCUCGGCACCGGCUCCAGGCCCGAUGUCAACGAGAGCCAGAGUAUGCUCCCCGACUACAAGCAGCAGGCCGCGGUGCCCCUGUCGUCCGAGACGCAUGGCGGCGAGGACGUGGCGUUGUUCGCGCGCGGCCCGCAGGCGCACCUCGUGCACGGCGUGCAGGAGCAGAACUUCGUGGCGCAUGUCAUGGCCUUCGCCGCCUGCCUCGAGCCCUACACGGACUGCGGCCUGGGGCCCUCUGCCAGUACGCCCAGCGCCGCGCCCCCAGCCGGCACCACGAGCGCCGCGCCCCCCCCGCUGUCGAGGCCGCUGCUGGCCGGGCCACUGCUGCUGCUGCUGCUGCUGCUGCUGCCCGCCGCCUCCUGA
Messenger RNA from Loxodonta africana (African savanna elephant), 1614 nucleotides. It is a transcript of the gene ALPI, whose product is annotated as alkaline phosphatase, intestinal. Lineage: Eukaryota; Metazoa; Chordata; Mammalia; Proboscidea; Elephantidae. The transcript has 12 exons. Gene Ontology annotation, molecular function: alkaline phosphatase activity. Gene Ontology annotation, biological process: dephosphorylation. Gene Ontology annotation, cellular component: plasma membrane. The record is from RefSeq and is a predicted model, not a curated record. The coding region runs from base 1 to 1614 and encodes 537 amino acids.